Apaloderma vittatum (bar-tailed trogon) is the source of this 1245-nucleotide messenger RNA. Its product is annotated as solute carrier family 22 member 2-like. The transcript is spliced from 10 exons. NCBI's taxonomy places the organism in Eukaryota, Metazoa, Chordata, Aves, Trogoniformes, Trogonidae. Gene Ontology annotation, cellular component: membrane. Gene Ontology annotation, biological process: transmembrane transport. The record is from RefSeq and is a predicted model, not a curated record. The annotation marks the transcript as partial.
UUUAACCUGGUGUGUGAGGACUCCUGGAAGCUGGACCUCUUUCAGUCUUCUGUGAACGCUGGGUUUUUUAUUGGCUCUAUGAACAUUGGCUACAUAGCAGACAGGUUUGGCCGUAAAUUUUGCCUCUUAAGUACAGUUCUUGCAAACUCUAUCUCUGGGAUCCUUCUGGUCUUCAUGCCCACCUACCUGUGGAUCGUCAUCCUUCGUUUCUUCCAGGGGCUGGUCAGCAAGGGCUGCUGGACUGCAGGCUACAUCCUGGUGACGGAGGUCGUCGGUCCGAAGUACCGGAGGAUGGUGGGCAUCCUCUACCAGGCGUCCUUCUCCGUUGGGCUCCUGGUCUUUGAUGCCAUCGCUUACGCCAUCCCUCACUGGCGAUGGUUGCAGCUCAUCGUCACCCUGCCGAGCUGCUUCUUCCUGCUCUACUGCUGGUGCCUCCCAGAGUCUCCCAGGUGGCUGAUAUCUCAAGGAAAAAAUGACAAAGCUAUGAAAAUUGUCAGGCAUAUGGCUAAAACAAAUCGAAAAAAGAUGCCUUCCCAUUCUGAGGAUAUUAAAUUUGAAGAGGAAGAUGCUGGAAAGCAGAGCCCUUCACUCCUUGACCUCGUCCGGACACCACAGAUGAGAAAAAACACAUUCAUUUUGAUGUACAACUGGUUCACAAGCUCCAUUCUCUACCAGGGACUCAUCAUGCACAUGGGAGUAGCUGCUGACAAUGUGUAUCUGGAUUUCCUCUAUUCUGCACUUGUUGAGUUUCCAGCUGCCUUCAUCAUCAUCGUCACAAUUGACCGUGUUGGGCGGCGCUACCCCUGGGCUGCAGCAAACCUGGUGGCUGGAGCCGCCUGCCUUGCCACAGCCCUGAUCCCAAAUGACAUGCAUUGGCUAAAAGUGAUUGCUGCUUGCAUCGGGAGAAUGGGAAUCACAAUGGCUUUCGAAAUGGUUUGCUUUGUAAACACUGAGCUGUAUCCAACGUACAUCAGAAACCUCGGAGUGAUGAUCUGCUCCUCCUUGUGUGAUAUUGGUGGAAUCAUUGUCCCAUUCAUUGUUUACAGACUGGUGGAAGUCUGGCAUGAUCUGCCACUGAUAGUCUUCACUGUUCUUGGUUUGAUUGCUGGUGGAUUGGUGUUGCUUCUACCUGAAACUAAAGGAAGAGUUUUGCCGGAGACUGUUGAAGAUGUUGAAAACUUUCACAGGAAAAGUUCUCCAAAGACCAAAACAAUCUAUCUCCAUGUCCAAGCAUCAGAAGACUGA